UUGUAACGUUAUGGUUAGCUAGCUAAGCAUCUUGCAGCGAUGAACCUGAUCAACAGCUAUGUUUCCGAUGUGCAGAGCCUGUAAAAUAGCUACAGUGUUCUAGACUAGCUACAUAACGUUUGUAGCUAAUGGCGAUGAUAAAGCGUCCCAAGCCCACUGACUCCGAGGCCGACAUCCUAAGAGAGCAGGAGAAGUUCCUGGCCUCCGGGUCCCCAUCCACAGUCAAUGUGGUCAGACGACCGGACAAGAGAGCAGGACAGUCAGGCGGGGCUGAUGAAGACCAGAGAGAUGUGGUCACAAUCCAAGAUCUUCCAGAUGAUCUCCCCACUUUGACUCCUGCUCCUCCCAAAAAGUCUCGCCUCAAAGGCGAGCGUGUUCGCUUCGAGGAUGAGGACCCGGAGGAGUUGCUCGACCGACACGACACUCACAUCAGUGCUGUUCUCUCCAAAAUUAUUGAGAGGGACACUAGUUCUACUCCUGUGUCCUUACCAGCAUUCACAAGCCUGGCUUUUCCCAAAGCUUUCCACCGGCCUGAGAUGGAGAACCUGGUUCCAACUAACGGUCGUAAGAGGAGCAUUUUCGCUAGACAGACUGCAGCACAGAUGAUAACUGAGGAGAAGACUCAGUGUGCGCCAGGAUGGAUGGGCCCAACUUCUGGACCCGGUGUCCUGAACCUUUCUCCAGAGUGCUGCGUGGAGGUGGAAGCUCCUCCCUCAAGACUGGACAGAUUCAGCGCGAUGGCGGGCCCUAGGCUGGUGUCUGGCCAGGGACUGGGGGGGCCAGGCGGUACAGCGGAAACUCUGCAGAUCCAUCAGGAGAACCAGGCCAAAAUACAGGCCAUGUCUAAAGACCAGAUCCUGGAGGAGCAGCAGAGGCUGUUGGUCCAGCUAGAUCCCAGACUGGUUGACUUCGUGAGGUCUCGUAAGGCAGCGGGAGGCUCCGCCCCCAAGUCCCAGGAUGCCAGAGGCAGGAAACCACAUCUUCAAGAAUCCGUCGUGACAGGGAUGGACACAGAGAAGACAGUGGAGGAAACAGCGGAGGUAGUGAUGGAAGAAGAGGAAGAUGAGGAAGAAACCGCCCCGCAACCACCAAUGAAAGAGGAAGACCUUCCCAUCAAGCCUCAGAAGGACUGGGUCCACAUGGACAAGUUGGAGCCAGAGAAGCUGGAGUGGAUCAGGGAUCUUCCUGCUCCCAGACGGAAAGGAACCAAGAUGGCCAUGCAGGCUCGAUUUGACUUUGCUGGAACCCUGAUCCCGCCCACGGAGGACCUGCCCACUCACCUUGGCCUGCAUCACCAUGGGGAUGAGCCUGAGCUGGCAGGUUACUCCCUGCAGGAGCUUUUCCUCCUGUCUCGAAGUCAGCUGAUCCAGCAGCGAAGCCUGGCCCUCAGCACGCUGGCCCACGUCCUCACCAAGGCCCGAGCCGGGGAGUUUGCAGCUGCCCUCAAGGGCAGCGUGGUGUCCACCCUGCUGGAUGCCGGCCUCCUCUUCCUGCUGCGCUUUUCGCUGGACGACAGUGUGGAGGGGGUGAUGUCUGCCGCUGUGCAGGCGCUCCGGGCGCUCCUGGUGUCCCCAGGCGACGAAGAGUGUCUGGACGCCACCCUGUCAUGGUUACACGGGCUAGCUUCCUUUCCUCUGCUUCCCACCGCUGAGGAGGAGGAGGAUGAGGAAGACGAGGGCCUGCCGGAGGUCAUGAGAGAGACGGCCGAAGAGAAGGAAGAGAAGAAGACUGAUCACGACGUGGCAAGGCAUGAUGUUGUGAAGGGUGUACUAAGGAUGAAACUGCUUCCACGGCUUCGCUACAUCCUGGAGGUGGUUCGCCCUUCACCCAAGGUGGUCCAGGACGUGCUGGCAGUCCUGAUCCGAGUCGCCAGGCACUCUUCCUCCGCGGCCACUCAGGUCUUGGACUGCCCCCGUCUGAUGGAGACUGUGAUGUCGGAGUUCGUGCCCUGCUCCUGGACCGUGCCCGCCUCGCCCAACGCCCAGCCUGUGUACGGCGUCCCCGUGGCCGAUGCUGUGAAGCUCCUGCGGGUACUGGCCUCCGCUGGCAGACACGUCUGUGCCAGGCUGCUGAACUCUCUGGGCGCGCGGGAGUGUCUGUCUCGCCUGCUGGCCCCGGAGCCUGCGGAGCUGCAGCUGGAGCCGGGGGAGGCCCUGCGGGUCAGUACGGAGGCUUACUGGCUCUGGGCUGUGGCAGCCAGUUACGGGCAGGCCUGCAGCCUCUACGUGGACCUGUACCCCGUCCUUGUGAAGGCGUUGCAGUCGGCCCCCUGGCCCCGGUCCCCGUCAGACCCCCUGCUGUCUCUGGAGCUCCGCAGGCACCAGGCUCUGCUCACUCUGCUCACACACGUCACACACACGGCCGGCUGUCAUCAGGAGCUGCAGGCGGGGCUGGUCAGUUCCCAGGGGGCCGAGUGUCCUCCCCCGCCCCCAGUGACAUGGGGUCACGUGAUGGGUCUGCAGCCCGCUGUGCUGGGGCUGUUGAAGGGCUGCAUAAGGACCCUGGGGGACCCUGUCCAAAGGGAGAGCACUUUGAGGCUGGUCCCUUCCUACCUGCUCUACCUGGGGGCCUUCUACUCCCAGCUCUCCCUCCAGAGGUCGUUCAGUCCGGUGGCGUGUCUGCAGGAGCUGGAGAAGCUGACUGCUGAGGUUCUUCUCCCCCUGCUGUCCCACGAGGCCGUUCACAGCCUGAUUAACAACCUCCAGUCCUGCUCAGCCGUUUGUAACCCCCAGUCCUGCUCUCCCAGCCCUGAGACCGUCCCCAGUCUGCCGGGCCUCGGCUGCUCACAGUGGAUUUCUGGCGGUCUGGCUGGAACCAGCUCCCCUUUCCCCCUCGUCACCUCCCUCUGCUACCUCCUGGACACUCUCAUCAGCCUGCACAAAGGCUUGGUCCGCAAAUUCAGCUCUCUGCUCCUCUUUGAGUCUGUGCUGCGUUACCUGCGUGCCUGUGGCAGAGCCAAGCCCACCCCGUCUCACUGGAUCCUGCGUCAUGAACAGCACCUACUGUUUCUGCUGCUGAAGCUGUCCAUCAGGCUGGUUCCCUCUGACCCGGAGGUGGCAGUGCAUGCAACCCUGUUCCACCACACGUCUCUGGUGAUGCUUCCCUGGCUCCUACCUGGCAGUGAAUUCCUGGCUCAUGAACUCAUGUCAACCAUGGUCUUCAACAAAGACUUCAUGCCAGAGGGUCAGAGUGGAGGCCCCGAGGCUGCAGAGCUGUCUGAAUUGCAGCUCCAGGAUCGCCCCUCUCCUUCCCUUCAGACCCUGGGUCCUCUGCUGAGGGAAGCCUGUGUCCAGCUGCCCUCCAUCCGGGGCUGCUACCUCUUCCACCUGGCCCACAUGGAGCCUGCUGUCCUCUCCUCCCAGGACUACCACCUGGGCCGGACGCCCUGGAUCAACACCCAGCUCCUCCCGGGGCUCACCGGACCCUCCCUACCGUCCGAUUGGCCCUUCCUGCCCCUCGUCAGUCUGUACGAGCGGGCGGGGGCUCCGGAUGGCGGGGGCCAGCAGGUGGAGUCGCUGCCCGCUGGUUCGGUGCAGUCGGUCACCUUCUGCCUGCAGUGGCUGUUGCUCCUGGAGGUCUGGAGGGAGGAGGCCCUCCGGGUGGUGCUGCCUGUUGCCAAGCUGGCGCGUCUGGCCUGUGUCUUCCUGAGCUCCAGUGACCUCUUCCUGGAGAGACCAGUCCAGAGGCUGACCUGGGCUCUCUUCAGGCUGCUGACAAGGCCGUCCCGGCUGGAUGCUCUGGACGUCAACUCCCCUCCUCCGGGCCUGGCCUCCUUCGACGACCUCUAUUCUGCCCUGUUGGGACAGUUUGAGGCGGUGUCAUUCGGUGACCACCUGUUUGGCUGCUUUGUCCUCUUACCCCUACAGAGGCGCUACAGCGCCACCAUGAGGCUGAAGCUGUUUGGGGAGCAUGCGGGCCUGCUGCGCUCCCUGGGGGUAACACUGGAACAGCUGGCCAUCCCCAUUGAGAGGUUCACGUCACCCCCAGAGGAUUCUCUGCCUCUGCUGCGCCUCUACUUCCGGACACUGGUGACGGGGGCACUGAGGCAGUGCUGGUGUCCUGUGCUCUACGUGGUGGCGUUGUCCCACCUCAACACCUUCAUCUUCUCCCAGGAUGCAGGCCCCCAGCAGGUGGAAGCAGCCCGUCGCAGCCUUCUGAGGAAGACUCACUACUUGACCGAUGAGGUGCUGAGGAGCCACCUGCUGCUCUUCAGGCUGCCCCAGAAGGCCUCUGAGCUGGGCUUUGACACCUUCGACCAACUGCCUCCAAUCCGGCAACGCAGACUGGAGAGUGUUCUGCUUGCCAAGGAUGCGAGUGAUGUUAAAGUGGAAUGAGAGGAGGGAAACAAAUGACGGUUUUCAUCUGAUGUCGAGGUUACCAGCUCCGGGCCUGCUUCACUGGCAACAUUCAGAAAGAAUGAAGACAAGUGGUAAAGGGUGCUUGGAAGCCUCUGUAUCAAAACUGUGAAGGUGGUUUGAAUAAAACAUGCUUUUGUCUGAAUAUUA
This is a messenger RNA of Esox lucius (northern pike), 4505 nucleotides long. It is a transcript of the gene rpap1, whose product is annotated as RNA polymerase II associated protein 1. Gene Ontology annotation, cellular component: nucleus. The coding region runs from base 129 to 4334 and encodes 1401 amino acids. NCBI's taxonomy places the organism in Eukaryota, Metazoa, Chordata, Actinopteri, Esociformes, Esocidae. The record is from RefSeq and is a predicted model, not a curated record. The transcript has 25 exons. Gene Ontology annotation, biological process: transcription by RNA polymerase II.